Molecule: messenger RNA, 1614 nt
Organism: Protopolystoma xenopodis
Lineage: Eukaryota; Metazoa; Platyhelminthes; Monogenea; Polystomatidea; Polystomatidae
Source: the annotation of a GenBank genome assembly
AUGUCUUCUCCACCCCUCCCUCCUGCCCCCAACGUUCAGGUGGGCAACAACCCUGUCGUGGACGGCAACAUCGCGACAACCAGCAGUGAGAUGGCAGAGUUGACCUACCGAGUUAGUGGACUCGUCGAGUUGUUGCAGAAGAUGACCAUGCGAGUGGCCAGCCUCGAGCGCCAGCUGAUCGCGGCGCAAGCCUCGCCGGAGCACACGUUGCUGGCGACUCCCGCGGACACCGGCUCCGAGAGCUGCCUGUCGUUGGACCGUCUCCACGCCAGAGAGCUCGACGUCGGCAGCCAGCUCCACUCGACGCAGCUGUCCACGUGCCGCCGCAUGCCACCGACGGCCCAGCCUCCGACACUUUGCGUGACCACGGCGAUCGAGGCUGACGCGGCCUUGCCCGGCCUCCUCCGAGCCCCUUGGCCUGUUGUCAAGGCGCCCGAGCUCGAGGCCUCGCUCACCCUCCCGCCGGCUCUUGGCUACACUCGAGCGCGCACAGGCGCCAACGCCAUCGCCAUCGCCAACGCCGACGUCAACGACCACAACAGCCAGAUCCAGCAGACCCUGUUCAGUCUGCUCGGCCCAAUGGCCCGUCGUCUCGGCUCCAGCGAACUGCAUCUGCUGGCCGGUCUGAGGAGGCCGCAGUCGCCGGCACCGGCGCCCGACGCGCCUCUGCCGCAUCCGCGGACGCCGCAGUCGACCUCGAUGAACGUGGCGGCCUCGAACAGCGCGUCGGGCCGAGGACGCGGGCCGUCGCAAUUCGCCGACCCGCCGCCUCUCGGACACGCGAGACCGGCGCGUCCGCACUCUUGCAAGUUCUCAAAGCGGCAGGCCUCGUCUCGGCCGCGCCGCCAGCCAACGGCGACGGCGACGGCGGCAAUGGAGUCAACGACGACGGCGACUCGGUCGACCCCGCAUGGCGGCGUCGGUUCCACCUCGUUUAAUUCUGUCUCCUCGUGCUCCUCCUCCUCCUCCUCCUCAUCCUCCUCUUCUUGCUCCUCCUCUGCGCGACCGUCAUGUCCGUCAUCUCGGCCGGUCACGUACACCACCAGUCUCCGGCCGAAGCUACAGCCUCCCGCGCUCCACGACGAGACCGGCAUGAGGCGAAGCCGCCUCGACAUCGGCCCCGGGCACCUGCACCACCGCGACUCGACGGCGCCCCCCCAAACCGACGUGCAAGACCCGAGUCCAGCGGCGUCGCAACCGCCGCAGCCGACCGGCCGGCAGGUCUGCGAAGACUCGAUACCGCGGACGCCGGUGGACGGCCGCGUCGUCGAUUCCCGGUCUCUUCUGCACCGCCUCAAUUGGCGGAUACCGCGAGGCCUCGAAGUCGUCACCGGCCUCGGGCCAACCAUCGACGACGCAGGUUGGCGCUGUCGUCAGGCCAACUCGGUCUGGCCGCCUCACGACGCUCGCUUCGGCCGCGGUAAUGAUCCUGUCCUGCCUCGACUCACGUCGUUGGCGCCGUCGGCGUCGGCCGACGCCGAACUCGGAGCCAAGACGACGGCCGCGGUCAGAGGCGGGCCGAUGGAGCGCGAGAGAGGCAGCGACAUCGACUGGCAAGACUGGGCCUCCGCCUCGAGAUCCUCCGGUCCAAACCCUUUGGCCACUCGGCACUGA